AAGACACCUUGGGGCUAGGGGGUGGUGCCAGCAACAGUCAUGGGGGUCACACUGUCGCCCCCAGCGCUGGGUCGCUGGUUCCGCCAUGCAAUUCCUUUGGCUGUCCUCACUCUGCUGCUACUGUACGUGUGCGCAUGGUUGCUUCGUGAGCGGACCUUUACAUCAUUACUGGCUCAGACAAGAACCCAUGGGUCUCCACUCUGGGAACCCAAAGCCCGUUCUUCAGCGCUUAAGGUCCAGCUUCGCCUCACCCCAGGUAUCCUGCCAGGCUGCAGACCCGGGAUACAGUCCUGCGAUCCGGAGAGCCCACUGCCCUCACAGGUCUGGCCGGAACUGAGACCCCCGGUGGCCCGAGACAGAGAAGAUCCUCCCUGUUUGGGGCCUCAGGGCAUGCUGGGUCGCAUGAUGAGGCCCUUCCAGGCCAGUCUGAAGCCCAAGGGGGACGUGGAGUUGUCACAGUACCUGGCAGGAUGGAAGGAACUGCUCAGGUUCCUAGCCCCCCUGGGCUCCAUCUUCGCCUUCGCCACGAGCGAGGCCUUCAGCAAGGUGACAGCCCUCGAGGCCCGCGUGCGCGGGGCGCAGGCGGCGCACUACGCGUCGCUGGGGACCAUGGCGGCGUGGGAGCGGCGGGCGGGGCUGCUGGCCUCGCCCGGGGCCCCGGCCGCGGCGUCGGGCUCGCGAACGCUGCUGCUGCUGCACCGCGCGCUGCGCUGGUCCCAGCUCUGCCUGCAGCGCGUGGCCACCGGCAGGCUCGGGGGUCCGGACGCGCGGGUGCAGUGCAGCGAGGCCUACGGCACGGCCCUGGCCGCGCACCACCCCUGGCUCGUCCGCCAGGCCGCCCGCCUCGCCCUGCUCGCCCUGCCCAGUCGUGACCGCCUGCUCCAGCUGGCGUGUCCGGGAUCCAGCGAGGCGGACGCGCGGGCGGCGCUGGCUCGCGCCGCCGACACCCUGGAGGAUGUCUACAACCGCACCCAGGGCCUCAUGGCGGGUCAUGGGCUGCUCCGGCUGGCUUGAGAGGCCGGCGGACGGACCGGAAACUUAGCGACAGGGCCGAGAUCCCCGAUGCCAGGGAGCUGGCCUCCUGGGCGCCCGCCUCUUCAGUGACGUCACCUCCGCCCAGCCCCCCCUCCUCCCCCCCCCCCGGGCGGGGCGGAGCGAGGUUUGAACUCACUGUAUCUGAAUCCUCAGGGAGAUGGGAGAAGCAGUGAGGAUUAAAUUCUUUAGCAACAUAGGGCGUGUUGUGUGAUGGCGUGGCAGCGGCUUAAGGGGAAAAAAACUUUUUAAGCAUGUGGUGUGUCAUCUCAGUUCCUGGCAUCGAUGACACACUCCCCAAACCUCAUUUCAACCACUCCUAUGGCCUCCGUUGCCAGCCCCAUGCCAAAUAUCUAGCCCAGACCUGUCCCCUGAGAUCCACUGCCAUUCAACCAAUUCUUUCCACACACAAUGUCAACGCGACAUGCCCAAAGUUUCCUGUUGUUCUCUGUCUGCAUAAAUAAACACCCUCUCCCACUAUCUAAGCCUCACACCACGCAGGUACUCAGACCUACAUGUGCAUCGUCCGCUGCUUCUACAAUGGCGAAUAUAAAUGCACUUGGCAAUUUUUACACUAAUUUUCCCCCACAUUAUACCUCCAAUCUUUUUUCUGUAGCCCAGAAUUCUAUGUAUACAACUGCCUGGUCUGCACUUUCCCUUGGAUGUCAACUAGGCAUAGCACAUAAAGCCAGAUGCAGAAAGUGGUGUGUACAUCCGUACAUCCGGAGGUCAUCGGCACUUGCAAGAGGCCCUGGUGUGCUUAUUUAUAUUCUCUAGCUCUCCUUGCAAAUAAAGCUGCUUUCUAAAAACAA
This is a messenger RNA of Jaculus jaculus (lesser Egyptian jerboa), 1844 nucleotides long. RefSeq names its product glycolipid transfer protein domain containing 2 (gene Gltpd2). The coding region runs from base 40 to 1014 and encodes 324 amino acids. Gene Ontology annotation, molecular function: ceramide 1-phosphate transfer activity; ceramide 1-phosphate binding. NCBI's taxonomy places the organism in Eukaryota, Metazoa, Chordata, Mammalia, Rodentia, Dipodidae. Gene Ontology annotation, cellular component: cytosol; membrane; cytoplasm. Gene Ontology annotation, biological process: ceramide transport; intermembrane lipid transfer. The transcript has 3 exons. The record is from RefSeq and is a predicted model, not a curated record.